CGCUGACCGCGGCGGCGCCCGGGCCACGCCGCGCCGCCUCUCCCAGCCCUCGCGCAACUGUCAGGCCGAGCGGGGCCGGCGGAUAUUGGCUCCGCGACGCGCCGAGGCUCCUCCCCGAGUCUGGAUCUUUAUAUUUUGGGAGAAUUUCUUUGAACUCAGUUACCGAGCCCCGGGAAGGAGACAAGUUCCCACAGCCGGCGCGCCCCGCGGAGGCGCGGCGCGGCGGGGCUCACCCGCCUUCCCCGCGGCGGCGGGUGCCUCAUCGCCCCCCCACCUCGCUUCCCUCGUGGAGGAAAACGGACUCCCUUGGUUGGGGAGAAAUGCCAGGGAUCUGGAUGUGACCGUGAAAAGAGAACGUGUGACUGGAGGAGGCAGAAGAGGAGGAGGAAAAGCAUUAUUGGAAGAGAAGAAUAAACCAGCCACUCCAACCCGUUCUGCAAAUUAGUGCUAUUACUUCUGGGGUCCAUUGCUUUGAUUCUUUCCUUCCCCCCCACCCCAAAUUAAGGAACCUUGACUUGAGGGCCAAGAGCCAGUCCCCCCGACAACGGGGGGGUACCCUUCUGGGUCGGAAGACCUUUUGGAUGUAGUGUUGGUUGAACAUUUAGACACUCUCUUCUGCAAAGGCCACCAUGAAUUCGGUAGCGGGGAAUAAAGAGAGGCUUGCGGUCUCCACCAGGGGCAAGAAAUACGGGGUGAAUGAAGUGUGCUCGCCCACCAAGCCCGCGGCGCCCUUCUCCCCCGAGAGCUGGUACCGGAAAGCAUACGAGGAGUCGCGCGCCGGGAACCGGCCCACCCCCGAGGGCGCGGGUUCGGCGCUCGGCUCGUCGGGGACCCCGUCCCCCGGCUCGGGCACCUCGUCCCCGAGCUCGUUCACAGGCUCCCCGGGCCCCGCCUCCCCGGGCAUUGGCACCAGCUCGCCGGGCUCCCUGGGCGGCUCGCCGGGCUUCGGCACGGGCUCCCCGGGCUCGGGCAGCGGCGGCGGCUCCUCCCCCGGCUCGGACCGCGGCGUCUGGUGCGAGAACUGCAACGCCCGCCUGGUGGAGCUGAAGAGGCAGGCGUUGAAGCUGCUGCUCCCGGGGCCCUUCCCGGGCAAGGACCCUGCUUUCUCGGCCGUGAUUCACGACAAGCUCCAGGUCCCCAACACCAUCCGGAAGGCAUGGAAUGACAAGGACAACCGCUGUGACAUUUGUGCCACACACCUGAACCAGCUGAAGCAGGAGGCCAUCCAGAUGGUGGUGACCUUGGAACAGGCAGCUGGCAGUGAGCAUUACGAUGGCUCGCCCGGCUCGCCCCCAGCCCUCUCCAACAUGCCCACCCUGGUGGGGUCCCGGCACAUGGGUGGGCUGCAGCAGCCCAGAGAUUGGGCCUUUGUGCCUGCCUCCUACGCCUCCCCCAACUACACGGCUUUCGUCAGCAACAAGCACAGCAGCAAACCCAACAGCCUCGGGGUCAGCAACGGGGCCGAGAAGAAGAGUGGGUCCCCAACCCACCAGGCCAAGGUCAGCCUUCAGAUGGCCACCAGUCCCAGCAAUGGGAACAUCCUCAACUCAGUGGCCAUUCAGGCUCACCAGUACCUGGAUGGCACCUGGUCCCUGUCGAGAACCAACGGAGUCACCCUGUACCCAUACCAGAUCUCCCAGCUGAUGACGGAGACGGGCCGGGAGGGCCUGACCGAGGCAGCCCUGAAUCGCUACAAUGCAGACAAGCCUUCGGCCUGCAGCGUCCCGGCCUCACAGGGCUCCUGCGUGGCCAGCGAGACCUCCACAGGCACCUCGGUGGCUGCUUCCUUCUUCGCCAGGGCCGCCCAGAAGUUAAAUCUGUCUUCCAAAAAGAAGAAACACCGGCCUUCCACGUCUUCUGUGGCCGAGCCCCCGCUCUUUGCCACCAGCUUCAGUGGCAUCCUGCAGACCUGCCCUCCCCCGGCCCCGCCCUGUCUGCUGCGGGCAGUCAACAAGGUGAAGGACACGCCAGGCCUGGGCAAGGUGAAAGUCAUGCUUCGCAUCUGUUCCACGCUGGCCCGCGACACCUCCGAAUCCAGCUCUUUCUUAAAGGUGGACCCGCGGAAGAAGCAGAUCACCCUGUAUGACCCCCUGACCUGCGGAGGUCAAAACGUCUUCCAGAAGAGAGGCAACCAAGUUCCCCCUAAGAUGUUUGCCUUCGAUGCCGUGUUUCCUCAAGAUGCUUCUCAGGCCGAGGUGUGUGCUGGAACCGUGGCGGAGGUGAUCCAGUCUGUGGUCAACGGGGCGGACGGCUGCGUCUUCUGCUUCGGCCACGCCAAGCUGGGGAAGUCCUACACCAUGAUCGGAAAGGACGACUCCAUGCAGAACCUUGGCAUCAUCCCCUGUGCUAUCUCCUGGCUCUUCAAGCUGAUAAACGAACGCAAGGAAAAGACGGGAGCCCGCUUCUCGGUGCGGAUCUCAGCCGUGGAAGUGUGGGGCAAAGAGGAGAACCUGAAGGACCUGCUGUCUGAGGUGGCCACGGGCAGCCUGCAGGACGGCCAGUCCCCGGGCGUGUACCUGUGCGAGGACCCCAUCUGCGGCACGCAGCUGCAGAACCAGAGUGAGCUGCGGGCACCCACGGCGGAGAAGGCCGCCUUCUUCCUGGACGCUGCCAUCGCCUCCCGCCGCGGCAGCCAGCAGGACUGUGACGAAGAAGGCCACCGCAACUCGCACAUGCUCUUCACGCUGCACAUCUACCAGUACCGCAUGGAGAAGAGCGGGAAAGGAGGAAUGUCUGGAGGCCGCAGCCGCCUGCACCUCAUUGAUCUCGGCAGCUGUGUGAAAGCUCUUAGCAAGAAUCGGGAAGGAGGAUCAGGGCUAUGCCUCUCGCUGUCUGCGCUGGGCAACGUCAUCCUGGCUCUUGUCAACGGCAGCAAACACAUCCCUUACAAAGAGAGCAAACUCACCAUGCUGCUGCGAGAGUCCCUGGGGAACGUGAACUGUCGCACCACCAUGAUCGCGCACAUCUCGGCGGCCGCCGGCAACUACGCAGAGACCCUGUCCACCAUCCAGAUCGCCUCGAGAGUCUUGAGGAUGAAGAAAAAGAAGACGAAGUACACGUCAAGCUCGUCCGGUGGGGAGAGCUCCUGCGAGGAAGGCAGGAUGCGAAGGCCCACCCAGCUGAGACCCUUCCACGCCAGGGCCGCGGGGGACCCGGACUUCCCCAUCCCCCCGCUGUCCAGCGACCCCGACUACUCCUCGAGCAGCGAGCAGUCCUGCGACACGGUCAUCUACAUCGGGCCCAACGGCACGGCCCUCUCCGACAAAGAGCUCACCGACAACGAGGGCCCCCCAGACUUUGUCCCCAUCGUGCCCGCCCUGCAGAAGGCACGGGGCGACGGCCGGCCCCCAGAGGCCGGAGGGGCUGCGGCCGGCAAGUCGGAAAGGGACUGUCUGAAGUGCAACACGUUUGCCGAGCUGCAGGAGAGGCUGGACUGUAUCGACGGCAGCGAGGAGCCCAGUCAGUUUCCUUUCGAAGAGCUGCCGGUCCAGUUUGGGGCCCAGCAAGCGGGCAAGGGUCCCCCGUUAAGCCAGGCGGCUGGGGCCAACCCACUCUGUGAGUCUGAGAAGGAAGAGGCCGGGUCCGACGGGCAGCUGACUGACAGAGAAGGCACCGACCCUCCCGCCUCCAAGAUGCAGAGGAAUCACUCGCCCGGCCCCACCCCGGCUCUGCCCGGCAGCCCCAGCCCUGCCUCGCCCAGGAGCAUCCCAGGCAGCGGCGGCGGCCAGCACGCUGCUUCCCAGCUCACGCAGAGCCCCAGCCUCCAGAGCAGCCGAGAAAGCCUGAACUCCUAUGGCUUCGUGGAAGGCAAGCCCAGGCCGAUGGGGUCCCCGCGGCUGGGCAUCGCCAGCCUGUCCAAGACCUCCGAGUACAAGCCGGCCAGCUCUCCCUCCCAGAGGUGCAAAGUCUACACCCAGAAGGGUGUCCUGCCCUCUCCUGCCCCCCUGCCUCCCUUGAGCAAGGACGCCUGCACGGUAUCCAGCGAGUCCCUGCUGCAGCCUGAGGUGCGAACCCCCCCAGUUGGAAUGAGCCCCCAGGUUCUGAAGAAGUCCAUGUCCGCUGGGAGCCAAGGGUUCCCCGAAAGCCCGGUCGAUGACGAGCACCAGGGGGCCACCUCUCCAGACCCCAAGAAGGAGGUCCUGAGCACCACGACGGUGACGGUGCAGCAGCCCCUGGAGCUGAACGGCGAGGACGAGCUGGUGUUCACGCUGGUGGAGGAGCUGACCAUCAGCGGCGUCCUGGACGGCGGCCGCCCCACCAGCAUCAUCAGCUUCAACAGCGACUGCUCCGUGCAGGCCCUGGCCUCGGGCUCCCGGCCCGUCAGCAUCAUCGGCAGCAUCAGCGAGGAUCUCGAGUGCUACUCCAGCGUGGCCCCCGUGUCCGAGGUCAGCAUCACGCAGUUCCUGCCCCUCCCGAAGCUGACCCUGGACGAGAAGGCCCGCGAGGCCGGGAGCCAACGUUCCUCCAUCAGCUCCUGGCUGAGCGAGGUGAGCGCCAGCAGCGAUGGCGAGCAGUCCUGCCACAGUUUCAUCGCCCAGACGUGCUUCGGGCACGGGGAGGCCAUGGCCGAUCCUCCGGCCUCGGAGCUGGGCGGCGGCAUCCAGAGCAGCCCCGUGGUGUGCCGGGAGAAGCCCGAGGCGGGCCCCGACGGUUUGCUCAUCCUGUCUGACGUGGGGGAGGACUCUUUCGACAAGGCGACCCCCAUCCAGGGCUGCAAGAUAUCCACGCUGGGCAAGGCCAUGGUCACCAUCUCCAACACAGCAGACCUGAGCAGCUGCGAAGGGUACAUCCCCAUGAAGACCAACAUCACAGUCUACCCCUGCAUUGCCGUGAGCCCCCGGCCCGUCCAAGGGCCCGAGGCGUCCAUCGCCCCCGGGGUGAGCUCAGCGCCCAGAGCAGCCCAGCCCCAGGACAGCCGGGAAACCGGUGCGAAGACAGAGAUGAGAUUUGAGGACCCUUGGCUAAAACGGGAAGAGGAGGUAAAGAAAGAGAGCGCCUAUCCCGGUGAAGAAGGGGCCGGCCGUGAGGCCGCCACAGGCCCCCCCGCAAAGCCUGAGGCCAGAGCAGAGCAGGACAGGAAGGCCAGCCCUGGGGACAGGCUGAGCAGCAGCAGCGGUGAGGUGUCCGCUUCCCCAGGGAGCGACAACCUCAGGAGGGUUGCUGAUGGCUGUGAGAUGGUCCUGCCCGGUGUGGCCGCCCAGAGCCCCGUGCACCCCAACAGAGGCCUGAAGUCCAGCAGCCUUCCCAGGGCUUUCCAGAAGGCCAGCCGGCAGGAGGAGCCGGGCAGUCCGUUCUACCACUGCGCCGCGGAGACCAACGGGCUGGGCAGCGCCCAGGGCGCGUCGCCCUGCAAGGCGGCCUUGGAGAGGAAGGCGGCGUCGCCCAAGCACUGUAUGCUGGCCCGGCCCAAAGGGACGCCCCCUCUGCCGCCCGUCCGCAAGUCCAGCCUGGACCAGAAGAACCGGGCCAGCCCCCAGCACAGCGCCUGCAGCAGCGGCACCAGCAGCCCGUCGCACCCCGCGGCGCCCCUCCUGGCCCCGUUCCCGGAUGAGGCCGGCGGCCAGGCCAAGGAGGCCAGCAGCAGCAGCCGGCUGUUCAGCGCCAAGCUGGAGCAGCUGGCCAGCAGGACCAACUCCCUCGGCAGGGCCACCGUCAGCCACUACGAGUGCCUGUCGCUGGAGAGGGCCGAGAGCCUGUGCGCGGGGAGCUGGCGGGCGCACGCGGGCAAGGACAGCACGAUGCCCCGCGCGGGGAGGAGCCCAGGCCGCGGGGGCGCCGGGGCCUCGCCCACCGCCCUGGGCCCCGCGCCGCCUGCCGCCGCCGCCGGCGCCCCCGGCGCCGUCGCGUCGCCCAAGGCUGGCACGUGCAAGAUCUCGGCGGUGAGCAAGCUCCUGCUGGCCAGCCCCAAGGCGCGCAGCCUGGCCACCGCCACCACCAAGACGCUCAGCUUCUCCACCAAGUCCCUGCCGCAGGCGGUGGGCCAGAGCCCGGGGCUGGCGGCCAGCGCCAAGCCCACGUCCUGGUCCACGCAGUCCCUCAGCCGCAGCCGGGGCGCCGGGCCCGCCGGCAAGCCGCCGCCGCGCGCCGUCAACGGGCGCAUCUCCGAGCUGCUGCAGGGCGGCGCGGGCGGGCGCGCGGGGGGCGACGAGCGGCCGGCCGCGCCCCCGCUGCCCUCGCCCUACAGCAAGGUGACGCCGCCGCGCCGGCCGCACCGCUGCAGCAGCGGCCACGGCAGCGACAACAGCAGCGUGCUGAGCGGCGAGCUGCCGCCCGCCAUGGGCAAGACGGCCCUGUUCUACCACAGCGGCGGCAGCAGCGGCUACGAGAGCGUGCCGCGCGACAGCGAGGCCACCGGCAGCGCGUCCUCCGCGCACGACUCCACGAGCGACAACAGCAGCUCCGUGGGCGGCCGCUGCCGCAGCCUCAAGGCCCCGAAGAAGCGCUCCAACUCAGGUUCUCAGAGACGGAGGCUCAUCCCUGCGCUGUCCCUGGACACCCCUUCCCCCGUAAGAAAACCCGCCAGCAGCACCGGGGUCCGCUGGGUGGACGGCCCCUUGCGCAGCACCCAGAGGGGCCUCGGGGAACCUUUUGAGAUUAAAGUCUACGAAAUCGAUGACGUGGAACGACUACAGCGGCGACGAGGGGGCAACGGCAAGGAGGUCACGUGCUUCAACGCAAAGCUGAAAAUUCUGGAGCAUCGCCAGCAGAGAAUCGCCGAGGUCCGAGCCAAGUAUGAGUGGCUGAUGAAGGAGCUGGAGGUCACCAAGCAGCACCUGAUGCUGGAUCCCAACAAGUGGCUCCGCGAAUUUGACUUGGAGCAGGUCUGGGAGCUGGAUUCCCUGGAGUACCUCGAGGCGCUGGAGUGCGUGACGGAGCGCCUGGAGAGCCGUGUCAACUUCUGCAAGGCCCACCUCAUGAUGGUCACCUGCUUCGACAUCACCUCCCGGCGCCGGUGAGGCGCCGGCCUGGCCUGCCAGCCCCUGGCCCCCCGGGACCCCACAGCCAGCCCCUCGCCUGGCCCUUGGUGCCGGCGGCUGGGACACAGCAGAAGGAGGAUGAAGGUUGGUGCAAGUCUGGAGUGAGCGCUGAGCGGGAGGCAGUUUUCUGGUGUUUUCUGUAGGAAAGGUGCGAACACCGCGCGUGUGGGAGGAGGAAACGACGGAAAGCCCGAGGACGUGGAAGCCCCGUGAGACUGAAAAAGCACUUUGAGGAACUUUCAAGAACUUGUUUAUACAGGGGUCCUGCUGGCAAGAGACCUCUCUCUUCUCUGGCUUUGUGGGAAGGGGCGAGGGCGCGCACAGGAUCGCUGUCGGGAGCGAGACCGAACAGCGGAUUCCCCAGAGCGACUGAUUAAGUGCCUUGCAAAUCUUUAUUAUCCAAACCUUUCUGUUCAUACUUUCUCGUGUCCAGACGGUGCUGGUCCAGACAGAAACAACCACAAAACAAAACAAACCCCAUGCGUUUUUUGAAAUGUAUUUGCAGCUCGUUUUCUCUUGGUGUUUGAUCCGAUUUCUGACUUGCUGUUUCUACGUAAGUAGUGUUUGUAGAUCUGUUCCCUAAUCGGUAUUGCUUAUGAAUAAAUGUUAACUGUCCUUUA
This is a messenger RNA of Panthera uncia (snow leopard), 7597 nucleotides long. It is a transcript of the gene KIF26B, whose product is annotated as kinesin family member 26B. Gene Ontology annotation, biological process: microtubule-based movement. The record is from RefSeq and is a predicted model, not a curated record. NCBI's taxonomy places the organism in Eukaryota, Metazoa, Chordata, Mammalia, Carnivora, Felidae. Gene Ontology annotation, molecular function: microtubule binding; microtubule motor activity; ATP binding. The transcript is spliced from 15 exons. Bases 630 to 6956 code for a protein of 2108 amino acids.